This is a messenger RNA of Diaporthe amygdali, 1617 nucleotides long. Its product is annotated as Maltose permease. Gene Ontology annotation, molecular function: carbohydrate:proton symporter activity. Bases 1 to 1617 code for a protein of 538 amino acids. Lineage: Eukaryota; Fungi; Ascomycota; Sordariomycetes; Diaporthales; Diaporthaceae. The record is from RefSeq and is a predicted model, not a curated record. The transcript is spliced from 4 exons. Gene Ontology annotation, biological process: carbohydrate transport; transmembrane transport. Gene Ontology annotation, cellular component: membrane.
AUGGCGGAUACUGCCCCGAACUCAGCACAAGAGAAGCCUGAAAUGGCUCGUGUCAAUCCCGAUGUCGAAAACGUAGCUCAUCAGCAUAAGGAGAUCGUGUCCGCAUCUCGGAAAGCCUCUCCUGGCUUUGCGCAGCUAGUGAAGAAUAAGAGGGUGCUGGGAUACUGCCUACUCAUCUUUAUCCUGCCCAUCAACUUCGGCUAUGAGUUAGCACUCGUCGGAAACAUUCUCGCGAUACCAGGAUUCCUCGAUCGAUACGGCACUACGACCUCAACUGGGCGGGAGAUUCCUGCACACGACCAGCAAGUACUGAAUGCGUCCACUAAUGUCGGCAUAUUUCUCGCCGCCUUCACAACCGGUUUCAUCUCGGACAUGAUCGGCCGCCGCAAGGUCAUCUUUCUAGGCUGCACCCUUUGCAUAGUCGGUAUCUUCGUCCAGGCCUGGUCUACCUCCAUUCUGAUGUUGUUCGGAGGCAAGCUGAUCAGCACCUUCGGCUACGGGAUGGGUCACGCACUCAGCCCUGUCUUCGUCGCUGAGAUUUCGCCAGACGAGCUUCGUGGCCUAUGUUUGAUUCUUGUUAAUUCCAUGGUUGUCAUCGGCCAGUGGGUCUGCGCCUUGGUAGGCUACGCCGGAACAUUCAUCCAGGGCGACUGGGGCUGGAGAUUGCCAGUUUUGGUGCAGCUGGCUCCGCCAGCCGCUAUGCUAAUCCUCGCCAUCCCGCUUCUGCCAGAAUCGCCUUCCUGGUUAUUAGUUCAUGGAAAAAGAGAAGCAGCAGGUAGAUCCCUUCGAAAGUUCAACGGUCCGAGCCACGAUGUCGAGGCGACGCUCGCUUUACUAGACGCCACAAUCGAGAAGGAGCGCGAGUUGAAUGCUCAGGGAGCUUCGUAUCUCGACUGUUUCAGAGGCUCUAACCUGCGCAGAACAACUAUCGUUUGUAUGGUAUACCUGGCACAGCAAUUCGUGGGCGCUAACUUUGUUGCUGGCUAUCUGCCGUACUUUUUCACCCUCGCAGGGGUGCAGAACGCUGUCGGAGUUGCUCAAGCCUGCUAUACGGUGCAACUAUUCGGCAACAUCUGCUCAUGGUUUCUUAUCGAUCGCUCGGGGCGUCGUCCUCUCAUCGUAUGGGGUUGCAUUGCCAUGACUAUAUUGCUUCUCAUCAUCGGCUGCUUGGGCAUCGCCCGCGACAACAAGCAAGCGUUGUCGGCAGUGGUGGCCUUGAUGGCCAUUUGGGGUUUCUUGUUCCAACUUACCCUCGGAGCAGCGGCCUACGCUGUAGGCGGGGAGACUGCCACCCCUCGACUGCGACAAAAGACAUACUCGAUCAAUGUCAUGAGCAACACGGCAGCGGCAUGCUUGGUCGGCCAAAUAGUACCGAUCCUCAUCAAUCCAGGGAACGCCAAUCUUGGUGCGAAAGUGGCAUUCGUGUUCUUCGGUCCUUCACUGCUCUUCUCCAUCUACCUGUACUUCUGCUUCCCUGAGAUGAAGGGUCGCAGUUAUUUAGAGCUGGAAGAGAUGUUCCAAAAGAAAAUACCGACGAGGGAUUUUGGGAGAUAUACAUGCGUCAUGGAUGUGGUUGAUGUCGAUGGGGAAAAGCCAGUCGUUGUGUUACGAGAUUGA